This is a messenger RNA of Paramecium octaurelia, 863 nucleotides long. The record is from the annotation of a GenBank genome assembly. NCBI's taxonomy places the organism in Eukaryota, Ciliophora, Oligohymenophorea, Peniculida, Parameciidae.
CUGAAUUAUCAAAAUGAUCAAUAAUUCUUUGCUCUCAGAGGAAAUAGAUCUCACUAAAUCCUCAAUAAGAAAUGAUUAAGAAAUUGUUCUUAUGUAGUCAGCAAUGAGAUAUAAAACAAUUAAAAAUAAUCUUUAACUAGUAAUGAUCCUAAAUUUUAUUUGCCUCAUUGGGACAACGUAUAAUUUCAAUUUAAUCAAGUUUUGCCAUGGCAUUUUACUAAUGGUUUUUGAUAGUGCUUCCAACUACUAAGACAAGGAUUUGGUUGAAUCUAUUGUAUGUUUAUGAUAAAUAAGUUGAAAAAUAUAUGAGUUAUAGCACAUAUGAGAAUUCAGAAUACAAUUUCUGUCUUUAUGUCAAGGAUUUAACCUAAAACGAUUGUCUCCAUGAAUUAAGAAUAUUAGAAGCAAUAGGUAAAUCCAUCUAUUUAUAGAGCAACAGGAAUCUUUUGUUUUUGCUGCAUUUUGAUCUCCUUAAUAUUUUUGAGUUAUGACAUUGUUAGACUGAAACAUCUCUUGAAAGCAUUUGAACAAUAAUAAAAAUAUUAAUCAAGACUCAAAGGAGUUAUAGUAUACUCACUAAUAAUUGUAGGCUUAUUCGUUUCUUUGCUUGUAUACUUCUUCACAACGAUCUUCCUUACAAGCUUGAGCGAAAUUGAAAGUUCAAUAUUAUAUUUAAUUUAGCCCAUUUUGGAUCAUCUUUUUGGGUAAAUUUGUUUUGCUGCAUCUCUCUUGUAAUCUUUGCAUGCUAUUACAGAAAGUCAAAAGGUAGAAUUCUUAGAUUUUAAAUAAUGGAGAAGUUAAUAAAUUAAGAACUAGCAGAAGAUUCCUUAAAUCACUUAGAUAGUUCCGAAGCUCAUUUUUGA